This is a messenger RNA of Nymphaea colorata (pocket water lily), 1700 nucleotides long. RefSeq lists its product as uncharacterized. Gene Ontology annotation, molecular function: guanyl-nucleotide exchange factor activity; translation initiation factor activity. Gene Ontology annotation, biological process: translational initiation. NCBI's taxonomy places the organism in Eukaryota, Viridiplantae, Streptophyta, Magnoliopsida, Nymphaeales, Nymphaeaceae. The record is from RefSeq and is a predicted model, not a curated record. Bases 256 to 1500 code for a protein of 414 amino acids. Gene Ontology annotation, cellular component: eukaryotic translation initiation factor 2B complex. The transcript is spliced from 10 exons.
UUAGAAGUAGGAACCAAACAUCCCUCCUCUCUCCCCCACCGCCUCCCUUUGACGCCGGAGGGACUUGUUUGCCGUUGUCGGAGUGGCCGGACGUUUAUCUCCGCUCUCUCUGUCUCUCUUGUGUCAUCUACCUUGCGCGGGGCUCUUUACCUGCCACCACCGAACGGGCAUCGCGGGGCACCGGGCUACCAUUGUGUUGAAGUCGUGACGGUCCCCAUCUCCUGCCUCUCCUUCUCCGGCAGGUGAUCGACGAGGAUGCCAGACGUUCAGUCUGCAGUCAAUGAGCUUGCCCUCAAACUCAAGAGACGGCAAAUUGAGGGGUCCCAUGCUUGUGCAAAGGAAACCGCCACCCUGAUGCGAUCGGUGGUUUCUUACCACCGAAUUUCACAUACCAACCCAGCUGCAUCAUUGGUCGAGGCAGUCAAGGCAGUUGGAACUGAACUUAUUGCUGCAAAUGCUGUUGAGCUGGCUGUGGGAAACAUUGUGCGCCGUGUUCUACAUAUAAUUAGGGAGGAGGAUCUCUCUCUAGUGACUACUGGCAUUGGGGAUUUGAGCUUGUCUCCCGGCAGCGAUGAUGAAGAUAAUGAUGAACAAGAUGACCGCCCUGCACUAUCUGCUGCUGCAGUUGCUGCUGCUUCCAGAAGUGUUCUACGUGCACCAUCAUUGCAUACACUUCUGGAGGAUAUCCCUGUUGCAACUACUGCUCCUCACCCUAGCUCAUCAGGGGGAGAUUCUGAAGGGAAAAGCAAAUCUGACAAGAACUCAAGGGGUUGGAAGCUGAAACGUGGUGUUAUUGAAGCUAUAAAUGAGCUGAUAAACGAUAUUGACCAUUGUCAUUCACAGAUUGCUGAUCAAGCGCUUGAGCACAUCCAUCAGAAUGAAGUUAUUUUAACCUUGGGGAGGUCAAGAACAGUCAAGGAUUUUCUCCUUGAGGCAAAGAAGAAACGUUCUUUUCAGGUUUUUGUUGCUGAGGGUGCUCCCAGAUAUCAAGGGCAUCUCCUUGCUAAAGAGUUGGUGGCUAAAGAUCUACAGACUACAGUUAUUACCGAUUCUGCAGUUUUUGCCAUGAUUUCUCGCGUAAAUAUGGUGAUUGUAGGGGCUCAUGCAAUAAUGGCAAAUGGAGGUGUUAUUGGCCCCGUUGGGUUAAAUAUGCUUGCACUUGCAGCUCAAAGGCAUGCUGUUCCAUUUGUUGUACUUGCUGGUACUCAUAAGCUCUGCCCGUUAUACCCACACAAUCCAGAGGUCCUGCUAAAUGAUCUUAAAUGUCCAUCAGACUUGCUAGAUUUCGGGAAGUUUUCAGACUCCAUGGAUUAUGGAAUUGGGACUGGAACGCCUCUUUUACAUGUGGUCAACCCAGCAUUUGAUUAUGUUCCACCACAGCUUGUCAGCCUUUUCAUUACUGAUGCUGGUGGACAUAAUCCUUCAUAUAUGUACCGGUUGAUAGCUGAUUAUUACUCUGCUGAUGACUUUGUCCUACAACAAAAGCCUGGGAAGAAGUAGCAAACAUUUGUUAUUGCUCCUGUGAGCGGGAGAGUGUACCUUAGAAUGUGUUUUCACAAACAUUUUGUUUGCUCCUAUGAGCGGAAGAGUGUAUCUUAUUAUUUAUGUUCAUCCUCCAGUAUUUUUAUCAGCGAAAAUGAUGAUGCCAAACUUGGAUUUUCUAAUAUCAACACACAAGAUCUCGUCACUUGAUCAAUUCA